Seriola aureovittata is the source of this 4556-nucleotide messenger RNA. RefSeq names its product N-glycanase 1 (gene ngly1). Bases 113 to 2152 code for a protein of 679 amino acids. The record is from RefSeq and is a predicted model, not a curated record. Gene Ontology annotation, molecular function: peptide-N4-(N-acetyl-beta-glucosaminyl)asparagine amidase activity. Gene Ontology annotation, cellular component: nucleus; cytoplasm; cytosol. Gene Ontology annotation, biological process: protein deglycosylation; protein quality control for misfolded or incompletely synthesized proteins; glycoprotein catabolic process. The transcript is spliced from 12 exons. Lineage: Eukaryota; Metazoa; Chordata; Actinopteri; Carangiformes; Carangidae.
AGCCUCAGCCUCGGUCAGGACCCAAAACAUCUAAACCGCAGUUGCUGUGUUAGCAUUAGCUACCACACUCAAAAACUAAGAGGACUUCACAGAUUGGACGGGAAAUACUAACAUGGCUGUGUCACCAGCGGUCACAGCGUUGUGUGAGAAUCCAAACGAAGUUUUCCUGGACGUCGCCAAGUUGUUACUGACAUAUGCGGACAAUAUUUUAAGGUCUCCCAAUGAGGAAAAGUACAGGUCGAUCCGCAUAGGGAAUCCGACGUUCUCCACCAAGCUGUUGCCCAUCAAAGGAGCUGUGGAAUGUCUCUUCGAGAUGGGAUUUGAGGAGGCUGAGACCCACUUGGUGUUCCCUAAGUCUGCAUCAGUGGAGCAGCUGAGGCUCAUCAGGGAAUCCAUAGCAGCAGAGAGGGAUCAGAGGCUGCCAGGAGGACAGCUCAUCCGACCAACUGCUCAGGCCGCCUCAGCUUCAGCCUCAGCUUCAGCCUCAGCCUCAGCCUCAUCUUCAGCUUCAGCUUCAGCCUCAACUUCAGCCUCAGCCUCAGCCUCAGCCCCGACCCCAGCUCCAGCGAGCUCUGCUGCUGCUACCUCCAUCCAGCCAGUUUCACAACCUCCAUCACAGCCAUCAUCCUUGGAGAGCAGCAUGAGCUUCUUUGUGACUCUCCAGUCUAACUUCCAACAUGUGAUGCUGUAUGAAAACGCCGAGCUGCAGCAGAAAGCUAGGAGCCACAUCCCUCACCAGCAGCUGUCCUCGGCUGCUCAGCUCAAGCUGAAGGAGGCUAAAGAUGCCGACCCAGAAUGUAAACUUGGAAUAGAAGACUUCCUGGUGCUGGAGUUACUCAGGUGGUUCAAACAGGACUUCUUCUCCUGGGUGGACUCUUUGCCCUGCAGCCGCUGUGGAGGUGCGACCCAGAACGCCAGCUCCCUCAGUCCCAGCACUGACGACCUCCGCUGGGGAGCUCAGCGAGUGGAGGACCAUUACUGUCAGGCCUGCAGCCUCUCCAACAGAUUCCCAAGGUACAACAAUCCUGAGAAGCUGCUAGAAACCAGGAGGGGGCGCUGUGGGGAGUGGGCUAACUGUUUCACCCUGUGCUGCAGAGCCCUUGGCCUUGAGGCCAGGUACAUCUGGGACAGCACAGACCACGUGUGGACAGAGAUCUACUCGGUCUCUCAGCGUCGCUGGCUCCACUGUGACUCGUGUGAGAACGUCUGUGAUCAGCCUCUGCUGUAUGAGGUCGGCUGGGGGAAGAAACUGGCCUAUGUUCUGGCUUUCUCCAAGGACCAGGUGGUGGAUGUGACAUGGAGGUAUUCCUGCAAACAUCCAGAGGUUUUGUCGAGAAGGACCAGUGUUCAAGAGGCCUGGCUGCUUCACACCAUUAAUGGGCUCAAUGCCUCAAGACAACAGUCCCUGAGUCCAGACCGGAUGAAGGACCUGACGGAGAGGCUGCUUGUCGAGCUGGUGGAGUUUAUUUCCCCCAAGAGGCCAAAACCAGGAGAGCUGGGAGGACGCAACUCUGGCUCUCUGGCCUGGAGGUUGGCGAGGGGGGAGACCAGAGCGGCUGAGCCAGGGACCUCAACACAGGCUGCAGGUUACGUGUUUACUCCUACUGAGAGAGAGAAGAGCGACAGGCUGCUGCAUGUGUGCUACAGUGCCACCAAAGACCAGUACUGUCGACUGUCCGACGGGUCUCAGGUCACUCAGAACUGGGAUCAGUGCGCGUGGAGGACGGAGUCCGUCUUCAGAAAGGUGGAACAGGACUGGCAGAUGGUGUACAUAGCUCGAACAGAAGGCUCCUCUGUGGGACGAAUCAGCUGGAAGUUUGAUUUUGCUCCAGUGGGAAUGAAGAUAAAGUCUGUCUCGAUCAUGGCCAGUAGCCAGACCUUCCAAACGGGGAAAGUCUGCUGGCACUUGCAGUCAGACAAGAUCACUACAGAAUUCUCUGGAGAUGGGACGAUGCAGUCGUUCUCUACUCUGUCCGGCUCUUCAGACUUCAUCGUUGUAGCAGAACUCAGUGGUGGAGAGGGGGAAACAUCGUGGCAGCACUCUCAGCUGUUCAGACGGAGCAUGAAGGAGACAGAGGGGCCUUCAUUUGAAAUCCUCGUUCACCUGGAAGAUGCUGAACAGUCGUUGUACUCAACAAAACUGGACCCCUAAUACUUUUUCACUCUUGUCUGCUCUGACAAGUUCAGAGCGAACUGUUUGAAUCAUAGUUUGAGCUCUAGAAUUGAUGUAAGUUUACAAAUCAGUGCAAUAUGUGUUGUUCAUCCAAGAUGAUUAAAUAUGCAUGAUCUAAUGAUAGAUGAAUGACAACCUGAGUUUUGUACCUUUGAUCGGACCGAGGGCCAAAUCACCUAGGAGACAUGAAGUCUACGAUAUAGCUGUGCAGAGUUUUAACCAUAAAGCCAUAGAGUUUUGUAACAUAUGCCUCCGCUGUGAAUGUGUCUGUAGUUUGUGAUGCAUGGACACAUUUCACACAGCAAACCAUCUCCUGCUUGUUAGGGUCCCAUACCUGAAGGGACAGAACCAUAUUGUUUUUGCUCUCAUUACUGUUUUUAUUCUUCAUUACAAGCGUUCACGCAGCAAAAACAAAAAGUCCACCCCUUUCUCCUCAAGGUGGCGCUGUAAGGAUCAAUUUUAGGUUUUUGCAAUUAUAUCAAAAAUGGCUCGGCCUAGUCAAAAUUCUUUUGCCAUUUUACUCUCUUGAUUCAUCUGCAUAUUUUCUCUAAAAAAAAAAAAAAAAUUCUAAUAUUCAAACAAACUAGUCAGAGGCCAUUCAUCCGAUUCUCACAAAAUGUGGUAUAAGUCAUCUAUAGACAAUACAGGCAAAAAAAGGAAUUACAAUGAAAAUUAUAUCAUUUUAAACCUGUGUUGUGAAUCUUAAUUUACAUAAUGGCUCAGAAAUCAAAAUUGACUAAAACUAUAGUAACCAAACUAGCUGCUGGCAUCAGAUGCUAAGGUCAUAGCUUUGCUGCGCAGUGUUAGGAUAUUGUGGCUUUAGAUAUGCAAAAAAUGCUAAAUCAAUUAACAUCUAUAUUUCCAGAAAUCAUUUAAAUGCUACUAAAUUUGACAGAUAUUCUCCACAUGGCAGAUAUCAAGUGAGUCCACAGUGAUAUUCACCAUCUUGCUGUAAUUGUUGGAUUCAAAGUCACCAAAAUAUUUGAUCAUAAAAUACCACGUUUGAAUAUAAUGAUAUCUUCUGAGAAGGUGUGUGCGGCUCAUGUUUUCCCACUCACCUUCUCUGAGGAUGCAGAGGUCAUGAGUUCAAACCCUCAGAUGACCAAAGUCCUACUUAAGCAAUAACAUUUCAAUUCAUGCAAGGAAUCUGGAAGCUGUAGGUCCUCGCCCCUCGUACCCUUUGUAUGAUUGACUUGAAAUUACAAACACUAGUCCAGCUCACUGUGCACUUCAAAAAAACCCAUUUUGAUGGAUUUUCCGACAUUUAAAAUUUUUGGGAAAAACAUAUUUUUUGACAUCUCCUCCUAGGUCUGAUUGCUAUGAAAUUUUCUGUCGAUUAUCAUUGACCAGACUUAUCAAAAGACCUUAUUGAUAUCUUAUUUAGUUUUCAAGAUAUUGACCAAUAAUCUUGACAAGGGGCGGGGCUUAGCAGUAAAUUGGUCAUAACUCAUUAAUGAUUUGUCCAAUCCUCAUAAGUGUUGAUAGAUAUCUUCAGGCCCUUAUUAACCAAAAUCUGAAGUAUAGCCAUAUUGAUUGGUCUGACAUGUGGACAUGGCCUAUCAUUAUCAUAUCAAAUAUCAUAAACAUCAUAACUCAAGAUCCUGAUUGAACUCACUGGUGACAUCCUGCGCUAUCUCCUGAACAUACACAGUUUUAUUCACAUCCAUGUGAUGAAGCAACUGUGUGACUGGAUUCACUUCUUCACUGACUUUGCUCCAUUUAGUCAACCCUAAACUCAACUAAAAAAAAAAGUCUGACAAAUUAUUUUUAAAUCCCACAAUUUCCAACCUUAAUUGACAAUUUUUGUAUCAAAAAUGUAGAGAUUUCCUUUGUCCUGUAUCACCCAGUUUUGGUCUCAGUUUUUGAGGAAGUGAUGGGAGUACCCUCCACCUCUCCCACUGACUGCAAUACAAAUUCAGGAGCAGGUGUUACUGGGCAGAAAUGGGCAAAGCUGAUUCUGAUUGGCUAAUUAAACUCAUUAAUUUCUUAGCCUUUUAACUCAGGUAUGAGAGCAACUUUAAGAUAAAUCAACACGGUGUAUUUGCGUGUACUUGUGUGUGCGUGUUGAUGUGUGGUUAUAUGCGUGUGUGUUCAUGUCUUUCUAUAAUUGUGAGGUCAUUUUGGCCAGGUCAGUGUCAGGAUAAGUCUUUACGACAUGAAUGAAAAUGAAAGUGACGUACACGCACCAAGCAGCAGGAACAUUAAAAAAUUUCUCCGGAAGUUUUCUAGUUUAUAAUGAUGAUACUGUGCAAUGGUAUUUUCACACAUAACCAUCCAUUCUUGUGUUUUAGUAUAAACCAAACAAAUUAAUGUCAGUGUUGGUGUAAUUGAAUGAGUGUUAGAAAAAUGUAUAGUGGUAUAAUAAAGAUAUUUUUGCAGUCUG